CCCUGUCUUUGGUGCGUAAUGCUUGUGCGUCAAGGUUUUGCGCUUUGUUCCUUGUCGGCCAGUUCACUCCGCCUCGUUUCAGCCGUCGACCGGCGCAGCCAGAACAUUUCCGUCUUUCGCGCCGUGUGGUUCCUCAAAGAAGAAAUCCUGGGAGUAAUCUGUGGAAUAAUCUUCGUCUCAGUGGUUGGAUGAUGAUGAUGAUGAUGAUGAUGAAUUCGCGCACUUUGCUGCCCACUGUCCUGCUGCUCUUCGGUUUGGCGACAGUUUUCGCUCAGUCUUCCGCACCUAAACAUGUGUGUGAGACGAAGAACGGGACAAACUGUGAGGAAUGUCUGAAAAAUGUGACGUGCUUGUGGUGCAUCAAGACCAAGUCAUGUAUAACGUAUCCAGUGAAGACCAUCCUUCCACCACACGCUCUCUGCCCACUGAAUGAUGCUCGCUGGGGUCUCUGCUGGAUGAACUUCCAGGCCUUGAUCAUCACCUUGGCAGUGGUGGGCGGAGUCAUCAUCAUCGCCUUCCUCAUCUGCUUGUUCUGCUGCUGCAAGUGUGAGAACUUUGGGUGCUUGAGACUGAGAGAGAGUCAGAGGCAGGGUCAGCAUGUAGGGGCAGUGGAGAGAGUUCCAUUGCUGAUAUCCAAUAGGUUUGAGUCUAAAAUGGAGAGGCAAACUAACAAGACAAAAACCAAGCAGGAAGAAAGGAGGGCAGAGAUGAAACAAAGACAUGACGACAUCAGGAAAAAAUAUGGUCUCAGUGGACAAAACCCAUACUCCAAAUUUGCCUGAGUAUCAGACGAACACAAACCUCCAGAUUGUCUCACAUCUCACACACUGUCCAUUUUGUUGUGAGUGAAGACACAAUGACAUGAUCUGGGAAUGAAUGUAAACUAUAAUUAAUUAACUAAAUGUCCGAAACGUGACAGUAGUUUUGUAUAGACUUUUAGUUUUGAUGUAAACAGGAGUUUCAUCUAGUGAUGGAAGAGGCUGCGAACACAGCAGCAGUCUCAUUGUGUGGCUCCUAUUGUAAGUCAUACUUUUUAUGAGGUUGAAAUUCCCUGUGGAAAAGAAUCCUGUGUCUCUGCUUCAAAAUUCUUUCCUUUUUAUGUAUGCAAUCCUGUUGCACAUUUUCAGAGGAUCUGUCAGGCUGAUGUUGACAUAGAAAUGAUCUAUUUUUGUAACUGGUGUUGGACGCUGCUUUCAUUGUAGGGCUGCAACUAACGAUUAUUUUCUUGAUUAAUUGAGUACUUGUUUAGCCCGUAAAAUGUCAGACGAUGUUGAUCGGUGUUUACCAAACCUUGACGUGAUGAUGAUUCUCGAAUGUCUUGUUUGGUCCUCAAACCAAAAUGAUUCAGUUUUAAUGAUUUAUUUGUUAUAUAGGGCAAAGAAACCAGAGAAUUUUCACAUUUAACAAGCUGAAAAAUCAGAAAGCUUGUUUUUUAUUAUUGAAAAAUCACUCGGAGUAAUCGAUCAUCAAUAAUUGAUGAUUCAUUGAGAAUCUAUUAAUAAUCGAUGAAUUGAAUAAUCGCCGCAGCCCCUUUUCGUUGUGUUAAAGCUGUAUUCACUCAUAACAUUUCUUUUAAAUAUUACUUUCAGAUAAUUCAGUGACGUCAAAAUUAAAUCUUUGUCUUUGCACUCUGCAGUGAAAAGCUAGCAUUAACAUAUGUUGAAUGUGAAUGUGCUUGUACAAAACGUACAUCUGUGUUCUGUGAAAACACAAAUGGCUCCUUCUAUUAAUAAACAUUUAUAUAUAA
Solea senegalensis (Senegalese sole) is the source of this 1747-nucleotide messenger RNA. RefSeq names its product PTTG1 interacting protein a (gene pttg1ipa). Gene Ontology annotation, biological process: protein import into nucleus. Gene Ontology annotation, cellular component: nucleus; cytoplasm. The coding region runs from base 189 to 782 and encodes 197 amino acids. Lineage: Eukaryota; Metazoa; Chordata; Actinopteri; Pleuronectiformes; Soleidae. The record is from RefSeq and is a predicted model, not a curated record. The transcript is spliced from 8 exons.